GUAAUAAAAUCUAUUUCGCAGCAGUUCAAUUAGAAUGUAAAAACGAGAGAAGUGAAAAGUUCACUUAAUUGUAUAAAUAUUUAGUUGUAAGGUGCAGAAAAAUGAGUAACCAGUUCAAGGUACCUAGUUUACCGAAAAACGAAAGGCGAUUUCCGUGGCAUAAUGCCGCAGCUUAUCGUGGCGGUGCAGGACAUAUUGCCCGCUUGGAAACCCCAAGAAAUACUAAUGCUCCUCAGCUCAGUGCAAAAGAAACCAAUAGCGCUGAAAAGAAGCUGAUGGACAUGGACGAAACGCUGCUAAAUGCCGUUGAUUUAGCAGCGAUUGAACAGACGGACAGAUCCCUUGCAACAAAGGGUGUUAAUAAGAAACAUUUGAAUGGACUUCGUCCUCGCUCGCCUGCUGUGUCAUCACCAAGAAGAAAAAAGCCCAAAAAUAUUGACAACAUGCUCGUGUUAGAUAUGAGCCAGAAGAAAACUAAUAAGAAGUCGCACUCUCUCGAGUCGGACAUUUCUCGGUUGAAACAACAAACUAAUGAUCGAUGUUCAACACAAGUUCGGCAAUCGGAAACUUUCCCUCCACAGAACGGAAAAGUUCCGCUUUUAGCGCCUUCACGGCUGUCCGCCGUUGCCGGUCCGUCUCGACUUGAGCCCAACUUUUUUAAUGCUCAAACCGCCCGAAAGGAGCCCACCGUUGAUAUGUUUGCUUUUGACUCGCAGUUGUUCGAUUCGGAAAUCGACCGAAUUAACAAUGAGGCCCCGAAGAUGCCGGUAGAAGCCAAUGAAGUAGACGAUGAUGAACCGUUUCCCUGCUAUCAGCAACCUGAUGCUAACUGCAGUCAGCUGUUUAUGGAGGAAGUGGACCGAAUGGGCAAGAUGGCACUUACCAACGUGGGAACACAGCUGAAAUCGAAUGAAACCUUUUCGAUAGUGAAAAAUAACUUGCUCUGUUCGCAGUACAUUCGCUUGGAGCGAUCGAUGCAGGAGGAAAACCAAGCAAAUGUGGUGGACGAUGAGGUGAACACCCAGCUGGCUAGGGAGUUCGAUUCCAGUCAGCAGCGAAGGGAUAUCGAAAGUGUGUAUCGGGAGUGUGAACGUACGCUGAUUGACAUAAGUAACGUUCAGUUGGAGGAGGAAGCGCAACCAACGACGUUGGAUGAGGCUAGAGAAGUGGUUGCCAACAUCAACUGGGAGGAAGAUGUGACCCUGGUUGGGAUGAAAAGUCCUGCGCCUUCAAAAGUUGCUGAUGGUAAAGCGCUUUUGAGCAGUAUUUUUAAGAAACGCAACUCACCGGGGUGUUUCGAGCGAGUGGAUUCGCCGAAGAGGACGGCUCGAAAGUCCGCUCCGCUAGUUUCAUCCCACUUCCAGGAAAAAGGACCGUUUUUCGGGCUACCCAACAAGGUUAAGUCGCUUCUACGAACGUACAAAGGAAUUGAGGAGAUGUACGAUUGGCAAAAGGAAUGUCUCGGGCUGCCGGCAAUUGUGGAGCGAACAAAUUUGAUUUAUGCGCUCCCCACCAGCGGCGGUAAAACUUUGGUAGCAGAGAUUCUGAUGUUUCGAGAGGUGAUGCUGCGGCAGAAGAAUGCCAUGUUCAUUGUUCCGUUCGUUUCGUUGGCCCAGGAAAAGAUUGCCUCGUUGUCCCCAUUUGCCGUAUCUUUGGACUUUCUGGUGGAGGAGUAUAGCGGUGGCAAGGGAGCGAUUCCGCCGCGAAAACGAAAGAAGAAACAGUCCAUUUUCGUGUGCACCAUCGAAAAAGCUCUCGUGCUGCUGGACAGCCUUAUUGAAGCGAAGCGAGCGUCGGAGAUUGGUUUGGUGGUUAUCGAUGAGCUGCACAUGAUCGGAGAAGAACGUCGAGGGGCACAUUUGGAGGUUUUGCUAACGAAGAUUCAAGCGAUUGAAGCGGCUAUUCAAGUGGUAGGCAUGAGUGCUACCAUUGGAAAUUUGAGCGAAAUCGCAAAGUUCAUAUCGGCCGAUAUCUACUGUCGGGAUUUCCGUCCGAUCGAGCUGAAAGAGUACGUUAAGUGCGGUAGUGAUCUGCUGGAAAUUAACGCAAAGGCAGAUCGACUGGAGAAUGCCUUCGGUUGCAAGCAGACGCAAACAUUUAGCUACACGGAAGAACAGCGGCGUAUUGACCCGGAUCACAUUAUAGGACUGGUGGUGGAAGUAAUUCCGAGUAGUUCCUGUCUAAUAUUUUGCUCCACCAAGCGUCAGUGCGAGCAGCUUUGUACGCUACUGACCGAGCAUCUGCCACAGGAGCUGCUGAAUUACAAGACAAAGGAAAAGGAAGAGUUGAUCAACAGCCUUAAAAGGGACGGUUCGACGGCCGCCCUAUUACCGGUUGCCUUUCAAUUCGGAAUUGCAUACCACCACUCAGGACUUACGUUCGACGAACGCAAACACAUCGAGGACGCCUAUCGGAUGGGAAUAAUUUCGCUCAUCAUCUGCACUUCGACGCUGGCCGCCGGAGUAAAUCUACCUGCCAAACGAGUCAUAAUCCGAUCACCCUUUAUUGCCACUAGCUUUCUGACGUUGAGUCGCUAUAAGCAGAUGGUCGGUCGUGCUGGACGAGCCGGGCUUGGAGAGCCCGGGGAUAGUAUUUUGAUCUGCUCGCCAAAGGACAUUUCUGCUGUGUGCAAUUUGCUGUGUUCGCCGAUGGACGAAGCGACUUCGUCGCUGCACAUCGAUGAGGGGAUUUAUUUGAAAAAUUUCAUCCUAAGCGCAGUGGGGCUUGGUAUAUGUUCGACCCGGAAUGACAUUCAACGACUUGUAGCGAAGUCUCUACUAGCUAUUCAAGCGGAAAGACUCGAAGUGAAUACACGAAAGUUAACGGAUCGUGCAAUACUUUCAUUGUACAAAGAAAAUGCAAUAAAAGCCAAAAGCGACGGCUGUUCACGCAAUCCAGCUAAUAUGACCAUCAGGAUAGAUGGAACGGAGGAUGAUAGCCUGACUGAGUUGGGUUUGUGUGAAACCAACGGGCCGAACGUUGUGCAGGGCGCUGAGGGAUCCUCUCAGGAGGGUAAGCUAGUCAAAAUGGUGAACAAAAACUCCAGGUUGGAAGUGAAUCGAUUAGGCAAGGCUGCCAUACGAGCGGGCUUCCAUAUGGAAAAGGCGGUGAAGUUUUACGACGAACUGAAGCGAGUCGGUGAGCGGCUGAACGUGCUGGACGAGCUGCACUUACUGUAUGUGAUAGUAAUGGAAGACGGCUCGGAAAUUCGUCCCAGUGACUCGGACUAUGUAGCUUUCUUCAAUCAACUUUCACCCGAAGAGACUAAAAUUGCAAAAAGAUUCCACAUAGGAGACUACACAAUUUCAAAAAUUCUCUGCAGGAGAUUGGUACCGCCCGAAAUCCUACCAACCGUCCGUCGCUACUACCGAGUGUUGAUCGUCUAUGAACUGUGGAACCUAGCAUCGCCGCAACAGGUGGCGCUCAAAUACAAAGUAGAUGCCGGUUCCAUACAGACGCUGAUGGUUAACGUUGCCUCUACGGCGUCCAGUUUGCAGCGAAUGUGCGAAGAGCUACCGGAGCUGUGGGCAUUUCGGCUACUGCUGACGACACUGGUGCAGCGGCUUUCGCACUGUUGCACCGCCGAACUGAUCCCGUUGAUGGAGCUACCUGGUGUAAAAAUUGGACGCGCUCGACAGCUGUUUCGAGCAGGAUUCACUUCCUUGACUUCGAUUGCCAAUGCGAAGUCCCGGGAUUUAGUGGAACUGAUCGAAUAUAUGACUUAUCGGGCAGCUAACCAGUUAAUUUUAAGUGCAAAGGCCAAACUGAUGGAGGAGCUUGAAGUACUAAAGGACAGAAUGGAAGAGUUGGCAGCGAUUCGGGAUACGUAAAAUCAUAUGCAAAUCCUGUGCGGGUUUUUGAUAGCCGCCAGCAGAAGUCAAGUUUUACAGAUUUUCAAUUGCAUUUUAAGAGUUAUGAUUUUUUUUCCU
Sabethes cyaneus is the source of this 3929-nucleotide messenger RNA. RefSeq names its product helicase POLQ-like (gene mus301). Lineage: Eukaryota; Metazoa; Arthropoda; Insecta; Diptera; Culicidae. The transcript is spliced from 8 exons. Gene Ontology annotation, molecular function: nucleic acid binding; ATP binding. Bases 102 to 3830 code for a protein of 1242 amino acids. The record is from RefSeq and is a predicted model, not a curated record.